GCAUAGUUUUCCCGGUGCAGUACCGAGCAGUACCGAAAGCGAGAGAAGACACACGAACAAAAAAAGGUCGGUCUACCCUGUUAGGUAUUAAAACGCUUCCUCUGUGUGUAACGCGUGUACUGUCUGUAGUAACGUAACACAGACACACAGAUACGCACACAAGCACCCAGCAUCACAGAUACCACUGACGUCAGGUUUUUUGGCGUACGGUUUACGGCGUCGUGUAUUAGCAGUUGUUGUAAUCGCAAUCGUGCACUGCAGCAUCCGUGGCUAGAGUGGACGAAACACAACAGUGAGUGGGUGGGUGAGUUGGAGUUUAUAAAGCACAACUGUUGCGAUUUAGUAACAGCAGCAACAACACCAUAACGCUAAUGUGAAGUGGGAAUAAAAAACGGUCAAUUACAACCGUGCAACAAGUAGGCUCCGCUGGUUGGUGGCUGCCGUGCUUAUCAGUUGCAAAUCUCGGCCCGACAAAUAAGUGCAGUGUGUGAGGGUGUGCAAGUGUAAAGAAGAUAACAGAUAAAAGUGUGUGUGUUGUGGUCAGAGCAAUUGGAGAAGCAACCUCAGCAAAAAAAUAGAAAACGGAAGAAUGUGCAGUGAAGACUGUUGGUAGUGGUGUCAAGACGAAUUGAAACGAUUUAAGGACAUUCUGAGCUAAUUUUCCUUUUUAAGGUUAAAAGGAAUCAAUUUAGUGCAUUUUGUGUGAAAUAUUAAAGAAACAAUUGCGUCAAUCGAGUCGAACAGAGCUCGACGGCAAAGUGACAGCAUUCUUAAAGCAACCGAAGGUGAUUAGCCCGAAUCCUUUGUGGCAGUGCAGUGAAUAGGAAAACCUUGACGACCGUGUCAAAGACUUGCUGCUCAGCACAGCAGCGGGAGAUCAGGCAACAAAAGACUUUGCCAAACCGACCUGAGAUUUGGGUCACUUUCUAAAGGGGCCCUUAGGCGGUAAAUUGAACAAAAAAAUAGUUCCAGCAGCAGAGGACGUGGUCAGGAUGAAGACGGAGGAGAAAACAAAUGUACCCCGGGUACGGAUAGCGGUGCUCGGAAAUGUCAAUGUCGGAAAAUCUGCCCUCACCGUGCGCUACCUGACCCGACGGUUCAUCGGCGAGUACAGCUCCAACACGGACCUGCUCUACAAGCAAACCGUCACGCUCGACAGCGGCGUGCUGGAUGUGGAGAUAGUGGACAUCUCGGCGGAGAACGACAACGGCUUCCCGGUGGAGCAGAUCCAGUGGGCCGACGCCUGCCUGAUCGUGUACAGCAUCACCGACCGGGCCAGCUACGAGUACGCCCAGCGGUCACUGGCCGAGCUGCGGCAGCUGCAGAACGCACCGUCCGCCUACCUGGUCGGCAACAAGGCCGAUCUGGAUCACCUGCGUGAGGUACAGGAAACGGAAGGCGCAUCGCUGGCCGCGUCGCACGCGAUCGGCUUCUGCGAGGUGUCGGUGGCGGACAACACGCCCGCCCUCUACAAAGCGUUCGAACGGUUGCUGGUGGAAUCACGGGCCCGCCCGGUCAAGCCGCGCAAGUUCUCCGUCAGCAAAAUGUUUGGAACGCUGAUCGGUAACAACGGCACACGGCAACCGCCAGUCAGCCAGGGUACGGUCGUGCCAUGCCACAAAGGCGAGCUGCACAAGUCGCGCGUGAUGAAGCGACGCCAGGCCUUCACAGCGACUGCCUCCCUAUGACCGACGUCGACCACGGCCGAGGACAGCAAUUAAACAAAGCAGCUUAGCAGCGGGGUGCAUAUUCGGUGUGUAGAGAGGACACUGAGAAGCUGACGGAGGGACGGGACGGAAGGGGCCAGAAAAACCAAACCAAAAUUUGUGAUGCUAGAAAUAAUAUUGGAAGUGAUCCCCCUCCCCUCUUUUUUGGCUCCAACCGUCGUUCCCGCCCGUCGUCGUUUUCCGUGAGUGCGUCGUCCCGCGUUUCGAUACAAUCGGCGCUCAUCAAUUGGCUCUUGCUCGGCUUCUUGAUUUAAUCUUAUUAGAGUUUCCCCUUUUUCCCACCAAAACCGUAUAGUGUCCCGCAUCUCGAUAUAUAAGUCGCUUCAGCAUCCCGAGAAACGCCUUUAUCGUUUUAGCUAAAGGUAGUGAGUUCUCGCGGGGGGAGGCUCUUUCAAAGCGUACUAGACAGCGAUGCAAUCCGGCGUGUGUGCGUCAAACUGUGUGUGUGUGUGAGUGUUUCUACAGACAGGAUGUUGUUGUUGAUCGUUUGCAAAUCCUUUUUCCCCUCGGAAUCGAUAUCCCUUAACCCUACUAUCACUUUCUCUCUCCCGCUUCACGUGUAACAGCAAGUAAACAGCAGCAAAAGCAACACAUUAGUAGCGCGUUUUUCGCAAGCAGGCGCGCCUCCUCCCCCGUUCCUUGGCUUUUCUGGAUGGAAAAUUUUCCUUCCACAGCGGCACGCUUUCCACCCAAUCGAGCCUCAUUAGUGUCGUCGCCUGGCAGCGACAGCUGGAGAAUGUGGGCUUUCCGGCCCGGCGAAGAAGGGGUUCAGUUUCAAGCAUCUAAGCGAAGAAAGAAGCGCUUCAUCAGCGAAGAAAAAAUGGGAGAGAAAAAAAGCAAACACAACCACUAGCAAGAAAAAGGUGGCGUUAGCGGGGGGCUGUUGCGGGAAAGAUCGAAAAAGUUGUCCACGUGGCGCAUAAUUUUGAGGCCCACCGCACGGGUGGCAUGCGUAAUUGAUUAUUUGUUUUUUUGGGGAUGGUGGUGGUUUUCUGUGUACUCCUUCGUUUUGCAUUGAACGGAAACUGAGCAGGAAAGGGCACACCACACAUUCGCAUAAUUUUGUACCAUGUGUGCGGGAAUGGGCCGACAAGCAGCACUAAUGGGUGGGUGGAAAGAAAGCGCGACAGUAUCACCUUCACCAGCGAUUGUAUAAUCAAGUGCAUGUGUCCGUGGGCGUGCAGUAAUUUUCCACACCGAAGACAAACAGUUUCCAGUUCGCUCCGGUCUUUUGCUCCUUUUCUCGUUACUAUGACGGAAUUGGUGACUGGAGUUGGGGCCUUUCCACAGCUAACACAACUCUCGUUAGCUGUGAAGAUGAUUAAUAAUUGUGUAAUAAUAAGCCGAACGGCACGAGCACAAUCUGGUUCUUGUUAACAUGUGGUGUUCUCGUAACGAUUAUACGAUAAGUUUACCAGUUACAUCAUCCCGAUAUCGAUGGUAUCAUGCUAUUGGUUUGCCCUUAACGGAAAGUUAAUCCUGUUCUGUUGAACUUUCGAUCGCUGAAUUGUUUUGUGCAGACUCGUGUCUUGCUAUACAAACAACCAAAUCUUGCUGGUGAGGCUCGCUUUUUCCCCCUCCCGAAACGAUGCUCUAUCUCGCGGACAGUUUCGAGCUGUUUGUUCAAAUUCGUCUUAGCGCAAAAACAAACAAACAAGCAACGAAACGAGUCAAAACACACGAAUCAUUGCAUUCAAAAGCAGUGUCCACAGGCGGCAAAGGCCUUAUCGGUUCGCUGGAAAAAGUGCCUGGACAUUUAGCUGGAAGUUUAUUCCGAGUUUACUGGGAAAUCACACACUUACACAAAAACAAAGUCUGUGUAAAAAUCCCGCAUUUUGCGUUGUUUUCAACUAAUCACCAUCAGACCAGAUCAAUAGAGCGCUGGACAUCUGUUUGAUUGUUGCUCCCUCGGGCGGGAGGGAAAUUAAUCCAGCUUUGAAGGAUACGAUUCGCCAUAAAUCCCAAACCUGUUUGCUGUCGCUCAUCUUGCAAGUCAUCCCCAGCCAGGUGCCAGGGCAUUGCGGGCGAUGGAUGGCAGUUGUUUGCUGCGAAACGCCUCUGUCUGUCAAUUUUGCCAUCAUUGCGAUUAUUACUCGUUUCCAUCUUUCUGCCACAGCAAAAACAAAAAAAUGGGCGCCCAUUUUGGUUCGUUAUAUUUCAGGACACUCCUCGUGAGCGCUAUUUGCGGGCGCCUGGCUGGCUAUAAAUGCAGCCACACUCGUGAAGGCGUUUCGAUACGCUGUGGUGUUAUUCUAUUGGUCGCGUGUGUCACAAAUCAAACGUGUCUGUAUAGUUGCAAAGUGUGCAGAGGCGUGAUCCAUUGGACGAUCUAUUUCCGCUCACUAUCCACCGCUUCAUGCUGGACUAUUAUUACACGCAGACUAUAAGUUGUCUCGCGUCGCGUUGUGGCGCAGCAUUGGGGGCAAUAAAUAGCACCCAAUUUAAGUGCUGCAAAAGCGUAAUUUAAAUGAUAACAACACUUCCAAACCAACAGGAUUGAUUCAUCAAGAAAUAAGGCAAAGGACAAAACACAUAUCCGCCUUUAUUAAAGUGCUUGCAAUGCGUUUGCGUUUUGACUUUAAACCUUCUCGAAGCAAAAGAGGGAGGAAGGAAAAAUGUUUCCAUUGCUUUCGUCGGCUCUUUGUGUGCUGGUUGGUUCGCACCGGGUUUGACGCAAGUGACGCGAGUGCGCGCAUCCCGUCAUGACCGGAUUGAGAGACAGCGGAGCGCGCACAAACCUUUGGCGGGGCUCUCCUCCGAUGUUUUUCCCUAUCCCAAGAUCUGUCAUUGGCAGAGCUCUUUUCCGAUAUCGCCGCGCCCGGGAGUUUCUCGAAUCUCGCCGUCUGGGAAUAGGCUGAAAACAAAAAAACCAAACGCAAAGGUGGACCAACGCGUCCCUCUUACUCUCUCUCGCUCGCUCGCCCCUCCGUCUGUUUGUGGUUUUAGACGGACGAGCUGGCGAUGAGUUUGUGUUUGACUCAUCGUAAAAAUAGAUCCCUUUUUGCUGCCUCCUACCUAGCAGUGGUUGGUGCCGGUUUGGUAGGAUUCUUUCGUUUUGCUUUGCUGUACACAUUUCAAUGUGUUUCACCGGGGCUUGCUGUGCUCCAACCGGAACCGAUCAGUGAGCCGGUGUGUGUGUGUGUCACAAACGUCAUUCGGCAAAGCGUAUCGCAUCGGACGGGGGAGCGCCAUAUUGGCCACGGAGCGGGGACCAGCGCCGCACAGCAUGGCAUUUCCGGGCAGCUUUGAUGAGAGUAGGGAGCAAGGGGCAAUGAAGGCGUACGUCUGUUUAAUUCCAGCGUUUCGCUGCCAAAUACGUCAUGCAUUUCCCGCAGUGGCAUUGUUUUGCUGUAGUGGCGUAAAAACCGCGCCUCCCAACCCGGUGAUGCCUUUGAGUGAUGGUUAACUAUUUUUGAAUUCCUUUCCCUUGCAGAUGAGCAUUUUUUUUAGCGGCACACACGUCCUCGGACGUCAUUAACGCUGUGUGGCUUUGGAAGAAAAAAAGGUGAAUCGUUACGUGUGUGUGUGUUUGCUAGUGCAAGUAGAAAAACCUCCCUUCCCCCAAACGAUCAAUGGUGAUCGUUUGUGCGCGAAAAGCUGGUGUUUGAUCCUUUUUCUUUUGCUUUUUUGUUGUUGUUGGAAAGCUGACUUAUUUCGAGACCAAAGAUGAAUGAGUUGUUUUUGGUAGAUGGGGAAGUGGUUUUAGGGUCAUUCAUUAUAUGCUGUUCCCUCUACGACACCGCUGACAUUGAAGCAGUGUGUCAUUACAUUAUGUUCCGAUUUGCAAAUGAUCAACCUUCAUGCAUUUGAAGCAUCGUUAUCUUUUUCUCUGAUUUUACACUCUUUCGCAACUAUCCAAACGCAACUCAUCCCUCUUGACUGCUGUUCUUUUCACUCCUUGCAUUAAUUAAGGAACGAGAGCGUUUGCCUUGGCGAAGCAUUUGCAAUUGGACCGUUGAGGGUACAGUAACAAAGGGUACGGUGAAGGGAGGAGGAGGUUCAAAAUUUCAAGCAAGGCUGUGAGUAAAGUUAAGUUUUACGCUUUUUCUUUCGAUUCGCUUCGCUCCAUCCUUCUGCUGUCCCGAUACUAUCUGCUUGCUGCUGUUUGAGUUUCUUUGAGGGUAUUGCAAAGUAGAGGAAAAGAAAAUGAAGUAAAUUAGUGGCAAAAAUUGAAACAAUCAAACACACACACACAGAUAAUGGCACACGGCCGACCCGGUUGCAUCCUGAGUAAUUGUUUGGUUUGAAAGCCCAAGAACGAUCAAGCUGUUGCCCCCCCCCCCCAUUCUAAUUGUAUUCCUUUCGAAUGGUAAAAAAGAAAACAAAGAAACAUAUAUCUCCCGUUAACAUAGAUGUCAAUGCCAAUUGGAACCAAAGCCGCCAAAAUGCGAUAAAAAUUCCCAUUACAGGAAAUGAAAUGUAAGGUUAACACUCGUACACUCUCUUCUCUGCUUGGCUGCGCGAACGCAUCCAAUAUUAAAGCGGAUCGCAGGUUGCAAGAGCGACACUUUUAAUAGCGUAUAGAGAAAGAAGAAAAUAGAUAAAACAAUGAAUGUUAGGGUAAGGAAUUGGAAACGAUGCAGCACACUGUGAGCCUAAUAUCAAAUGUUAGAUUUAUCGUGAUUUUGACGCUAUUAGUGAUCGAUCGGCACACAAACAAGUCGGCUCAGUCUAUUGUUACGGUAGGUUAAACAAAAACGUAUGCUACGGGGAAUGGUAUAGAGUAGCAGGAAAGAUGGAGAAGCAAAUCAAAACAGCUGGAACUGAAUGAAGUAGGCAAGCGAAAAAGGUUACACAAAAAAUCGUUAUAAACCCGCAAUUUGUGGCUCCCGAUGUGCGCAUAUCUUUAAUAUCCUUAUGUUUAAAACCACAACCCACGCGUAAAAGAACAGGGACGCUCGUGCUCUACUAAAUUAGUUCCAUUAACGGAUAAUGGUCUCUCGAGCGUAGGAUGCGAUUUAGCUAGGAAAGCGUGAUUGAUAGCAUUGCUUUACGCUCGCCCAGAGGACCCAGCUGUAAUGAAGUGAAAAUUAAGAAGCAUUUUGCACCAAACCACACGGAUGUUUGAUGUUGCUUUCCGGCCCAACCCAUCCCUGCGAAAGUCUCUAGUGGAAACCAGUUGAACCGCUUAAAUCGAAAUCGAAACCAUUGUGCGGUAAAACCCCGUUUCCCUAAACUACUUGUAUUAUUAACUGGUAAGAGUUUUGUUUUAUGCGUACGCGUUUAUUGACAUUAACGGAGUCUGCGUGAGUCUUUGAUUAUGGGUGAAAAGAAAAACAAAACGGAAAAUAAAGAUAAGCAUUUGUACUAAAUAUGAAACAUAA
Messenger RNA from Anopheles arabiensis, 7051 nucleotides. Its product is annotated as ras-related and estrogen-regulated growth inhibitor-like protein. The coding region runs from base 993 to 1688 and encodes 231 amino acids. Gene Ontology annotation, molecular function: GTP binding; GTPase activity. The transcript has 5 exons. The record is from RefSeq and is a predicted model, not a curated record. NCBI's taxonomy places the organism in Eukaryota, Metazoa, Arthropoda, Insecta, Diptera, Culicidae.